AUGACGACGAACUUCCGGGGUCUGCUUGCUAGCCUGUGGGCGGUCUUGUUCUUAGUCUUUGGCUGGGCUGAGGCAGACUUUACAAACUCGUUUGACGGCGUCGCGGCCGGGUCGACGCUCUCGUUGGCCUGGAGCGGAGUAGAUGCCCAGAGCUACCCACUGUCCAUCACCGUCCAGCUCAUCGACAAGAGCGCAGACGGCACCAAGGCGAACGCGUAUAGGGCGAACAUCACCACAAGUAUCAGCAGCGAUUCCUUCUCAUGGACAGGCAUUCCAUACCCGGUGCGCUGGAUUGAGACUGGGCUCUACCAACUCGAGCUGCGCCCAUCGACUCCAACAAGCGGCGGCGAUACCCCGUUGUUGGCAAAAUCACCUUUCUUCAAGGUGCAGAACCAGGCUGUCGAACCGGCGACGUCUUCGUCGCCCUCGCCAUCACCGGUCCCGAGCAGCGACGCGUCCGGGGUGAACAAGCCCUUGGCGAUCGGGCUCGGGGUGGCUAUCGGCCUCCCGUCGGUGGUGGCGCUCGUGGUCGUGAGCUGGUGCUUCAGGAAACGGCAGCGCAGGGCGGCCCUGGAGAAGCGGAGGUUAAUGAGGAGGGACUUCAUCAUACACUGA
Messenger RNA from Lasiosphaeria miniovina, 615 nucleotides. RefSeq lists its product as uncharacterized. Bases 1 to 615 code for a protein of 204 amino acids. The record is from RefSeq and is a predicted model, not a curated record. Lineage: Eukaryota; Fungi; Ascomycota; Sordariomycetes; Sordariales; Lasiosphaeriaceae. The transcript is spliced from 3 exons.